CGCGGAGAGUCCCUGCAGCGCGGAGAGCCACCGCGGGGACCCCCGGGUCACCCCGGGCCCGGCACCGGGGAAAGUUGGCCCAGCUACGCGGCCGCGCCGCUCCGCGUCCCGGUGGCGGCCGUUCGGAGCGGCGAUGAGCGCUCGGCGUUUUGGAGAUCGCCUGUCAGUUGCUAUUAAAAUCAAGAUUAAUUCAUAUUAACGAUAUGCGUUCUCAAUUCUCCCGUGUGACAGCAUACAUUAGAACAACUAUCGCGAGUAAUUAAACUCAGUGCGGGAGGGGUUAAAUGUAUAGCGGGGGGGGUUCCUCCUCGCAUUUCUCUCCGCCAAAGUUGAGCCGGAGAGCCGGGCGGGCAGAGCCCUUUCCCCGGCUCAGCGCACCCGGCAGGCUGCCUGCCCUCGGACCUCCCCGUGCCAACGAGGUAUUCUCUUCUUUUUCUUCCCUUUUUUCCCCCCGCACACCCGUUCUCCGCACAGCUCCCGGCACGCCCGCGCCGAGGCGCGCAGGGCUGCGGCCGCUGCCGGGGAGGAGGGGGCGCAGGAGCGGCCGGGCGCUGCGGGGACCCCGGCGGAGGGAGGCGGGGGACAGCGGCCUCCCUGCCAGCUCUGCCAGCGCUGCCAGCCCUCUGCCAGCCCUGCCCGCCACGGGCGGGCCGCACCCGCGUGGGCUCGGCCCGCGAUCGCCUCAAAACGCGCAAAACAUUAUUGAUGGCUCUUUCUUGGGCGUUGGAGAUGCUCGAUGCUUUAGACUAAUUAGACAAGCCAAAAGCCUUUUGAAGAUUAAGCAAAUUGGACAACCCUUGUUAAUUAGAACAUAAUUUAAAGUUUGAAAUUAUAUCACUCAUGAAGUAGCCUAAUUAGUAUGACGAUAUGUUAAUAGCCUACCGAGACACGAAGCGCGGAGGUUUGGCAUGAACUCCUUAAAGGCUUGCAAGAAAAUCCUCUUUCCUAUGUUGUCAUUAAUAAAAGAUUUCUAUAGACUUCAGCCUUUCAACGGUGACAUACAAUUUAUAGUACACACAAUGCAUUAGCCCAUAGUGCUGCUCAAUUUUUUUACUAUUAUGAAAACUAAUAAAAUCGUCAAGCUGAAUUAAGCAUACAAAUCAGAUGAGGCAUAACAGAUUACAUAUUGAAGCGCCGUGUCUCCCGAGCCUAAAUGAAAUUUCAAUCUAAUAAUUCCUUCCUGGCCCGGCCAUAAUUUGUUUAGAGAUGUUGUUCUACUUCUUUCCAAGCGCUAUUCACACCAUAAUUAAAUGAUACUCAAGCUUUUAAGUUUGAUUUAUUUCAUUUCUCCGAGCUGGCGACAGUGAGAGCUGAUACAAUGUAAUUUUUUUUAUUUCCCUUAAAAUUACCAAGUCUGCUGUUUAGGUGAGAAAUUAAACACCUAAGCACUUAUUUUAACCUUACUGCUGCAAAGUGAAAUUCAUGGAAAUAAACCCGACCACCUCCAGGAAAGCUGACUUUCCCCGAUUUCUUUUUUCUCUUUUUUCAUUUUUUUUCCUUUUCCAUUUCUUUUUUUCCUGUUAGACAGGCGUGGGAAAUUGGCGGGCUAGCGGUGCGCUGUUGCAGGAGGAUGCCCGCUGCUCCCCGCCGAUGGGGGACGCCGGCGGGGGCAGCCCCUGGCCGCCGCUCCCGGCCCUUCCCCGCGCUGCCCCCGCGCAGCGCCCGGCGCGCCCCCGCCCCUGCCGCCCCCCGGAGCGGUGCCGGAGCAGCGGCGGGACACUCGGGCUGCAGGUGCGUGGUGAGCCCGGACCGGACUUUCCCCCCAUCCCCCCUUUUUGUUUUUUUCUAAUUAUUUUUUCUUUUCAUGGAGGGUGGAUUUGAGGCGGCGGGGUGGUCGCUUCCCCCUCCUUUUUCCUUUUUUUUUUUUUUUCCUCUUUGGCUUUUUCCCUCCCCUUUCCGGGAGGCGACGGGGCGCGGCGGUGAGUGUGGGAGCACGCGUGGGCGUGGGAGCGGCGGGGGGCGGGCAGGGAGCGGCGGAGGAGGGGGCCGGGGCCGAGGAGGCAGGCGCGGAGGGCCCUUCCCGAGGAGUUGGGCUGUAGUGACAGGCGAGAGGGGAGGGGAGGGAGGGGAGAGAGUAAAACCCACCGGCGCGGCGGCAGGGAGGGCACUUCGCGAGAGGCGAGGGCCGGCGCCGGAGCGGAGGCGGCGGCGGACAGCGGCGAGCGCCCGGGCGGAGGGCGGGCAGGCGGGCGGGAGCAUCCCGCGCAUCCCCCGCGCAUCCCCGGCUCGCCGGAGCCGCCUCUCCCUCUCGUCCCCGGCGGGGCUCGGGCAGCCGGCUGGGGGACGAGUGGGAUUUUUUUUCUUUUUUUAAUUUUUCGGGCGGUGGGGGCGCGGGGCUCCUGUGGCUUUUCCGGGGGGUUCGGGCCCCCGGCCCCGCGCCCCUGCCCUCCUCCGGCGGCCGGCUGCCGGCGGGCCGGGCCGCGGCGGCGGCGAGAACCAUGAUGAUGUCUCUGAGCAGCAAGCAGCCUUUCGGCCUCCCCCACGGCGGCGGCAGCGGCGGCGGCCUCCACGAAACCAAGUAUUCGGCCCUGCACACCGCCUCGCCCUGUCCCUCCGCCGGCGCCGCCGCCCCCGCCGCCAGCUCCCCCAGCAGCACCGGCACCGGCGGCUCCGCCGGACGCGGCUCCGGCUCCGGCGGCAGCGGCAGCGGCGGCUCCGGCUCCAGCUCGGGCUCCGGCCCCGGCGGCAGCGGCGGCGGCGCGGAGGCGAUGCGGCGGGCCUGCCUGCCCGCCCCGCAAUUGCAGAGCAAUAUAUUCGGCGGUCUGGACGAGAGCCUGCUGGCCCGCGCCGAAGCCCUGGCAGCGGUGGACAUCGUCUCCCCGAGCAAGAGCCACCACCACCACCCGCCGCACCACAGCCCCUUCAAGCCGGACGCCACGUACCACACCAUGAACACCAUCCCCUGCACCUCGGCCGCCUCCUCCUCCUCCGUGCCCAUCUCCCACCCGUCCGCCCUGUCGGGCACCCACCACCACCAUCACCACCACCACCACCACCACCACCAGCCGCACCAGGCGCUGGAGGGGGAACUCUUGGAGCACCUGACGCCGGGGCUGGCGCUGGGGGCCAUGGCGGCCCCCGACGGCGCCGUGGUCUCCACGCCGGGCCACGCUCCGCACAUGGCCGGCAUGAACCCCAUGCACCCGGCGGCGCUGGGCAUGGCCCACGCCCACGGGCUGCCGGCCCACAUGGGCUGCAUGAGCGACGUGGACGCCGACCCCCGCGACCUGGAGGCCUUUGCCGAGCGCUUCAAGCAGCGCCGCAUCAAGCUGGGGGUGACCCAGGCCGACGUGGGCUCGGCGCUGGCCAACCUGAAGAUCCCGGGGGUGGGCUCCCUCAGCCAGAGCACCAUCUGCCGCUUCGAGUCCCUCACCCUCUCCCACAACAACAUGAUCGCCCUCAAACCCAUCCUGCAGGCGUGGCUGGAGGAGGCCGAGAAGUCCCACCGCGAGAAACUGGCCAAGCCCGAGCUGUUCAGCGGCGCGGAGAAGAAGCGCAAGCGGACCUCCAUCGCCGCCCCCGAGAAGCGCUCGCUGGAGGCCUAUUUCGCCCUGCAGCCCCGGCCCUCCUCCGAGAAGAUCGCCGCCAUCGCCGAGAAGCUGGACCUCAAGAAGAACGUGGUCCGCGUCUGGUUCUGCAACCAGCGCCAGAAGCAGAAGCGCAUGAAGUACUCGGCGGGCAUCUGAGCCGGCCGCGGAGCAGCACCGACAGCAUCAGCGUCACCGUCACCGACACUAAAUUCCAUGAACAACGAGAACGACGACAAGGAAAGGAGGAAAA
This is a messenger RNA of Prinia subflava (tawny-flanked prinia), 3780 nucleotides long. RefSeq names its product POU class 4 homeobox 2 (gene POU4F2). The transcript is spliced from 2 exons. The record is from RefSeq and is a predicted model, not a curated record. The coding region runs from base 2439 to 3686 and encodes 415 amino acids. Gene Ontology annotation, molecular function: RNA polymerase II cis-regulatory region sequence-specific DNA binding; DNA-binding transcription factor activity, RNA polymerase II-specific. Lineage: Eukaryota; Metazoa; Chordata; Aves; Passeriformes; Cisticolidae. Gene Ontology annotation, biological process: regulation of transcription by RNA polymerase II.